Molecule: messenger RNA, 1081 nt
Organism: Fonticula alba
Lineage: Eukaryota; Rotosphaerida; Fonticulaceae
Exons: 6
Coding region: 102-953 (283 amino acids)
Biological process (GO): mannose metabolic process; protein N-linked glycosylation; GDP-mannose biosynthetic process
Cellular component (GO): cytosol
Molecular function (GO): phosphomannomutase activity
Source: RefSeq, a predicted model, not a curated record
UCCUCGUCACCGCGUUCGAUGCCCUCUCCCUUUGUCGACUUUCGACUUCUCCUCUUCCGGCCCCCCUCUCCCCUCCUGCCCUUCGCCCUUCACCCGCCACCAUGACCAACACCACUGAGAAGGUCCUGUCUAGCGCCGAGAUCUCGGCUCGUGCCAACCCCUUCGACCUCAAUGGCCCGGUGGAUGCCAAGCUCCGCACCGAUUGGGCUGAUCGCAAGCACGGCGACACCAUCAUCCUCUUCGACGUCGACGGCACCCUGACCGUGCCUCGUCUGCUUGUCAAUGAGGACAUGCUCCAGGUUUUGAAGGACCUUCGUAAGAACUAUGUCAUCGGCUUUGUCGGUGGCUCGGACCUCGUCAAGCAGAAGGAGCAGCUCGGCAGCAACAUCCUCGAGCUGUUUGACUUCGCCUUCCCCGAGAAUGGCCUCACCUCCUACCGCCUUGAGAAGUGCACCGGCGAGCAGAAAUUCCUGGACUACCUCGGUGAGGAGCGCUACCAGGAGCUGGUCAACUUCAUCCUGCGCUACAUCGCCGAUCUGAAGAUCCCCAAGAAGCGUGGCACUUUCCUCGAGUACCGCAAUGGCAUGAUCAACGUCUCGCCGAUUGGCCGGAACUGCAGCCAGGCCGAGCGCAUCGAAUUCGAGCAGUAUGACCUUGCCCACAAGAUCCGCGAGACCAUGGUCGCCGAGCUGGUCAAGGCCUUCCCCGACUUCAACAUGACCUACUCCAUCGGCGGGCAGAUCUCCUUCGAUGUCUUCCCCACCGGCUGGGACAAGACCUUCUGCCUGCGCCACCUCGCGGGCGAGGGCUUCCGCACGGUCCACUUCUUCGGCGACAAGACCUUCCAGGGCGGCAAUGACUUUGAGAUCUACAACCACCCGUCGGUCAAGGGGCACCACGUCAACUCGCCCACCGACACCAUCUCCAUCCUCAAGGCCGAGUUUGACUUCUAAGCCGAAAAAAAGAAAAGAGCACGCGGACCAUCGCCCGCAGGGGAUAUCUCCCGCGCUCUUUCGCAUCCCAUGUCCACGGCGCGAUCGGAGUCGCUGGUCUGCCCUUAGUUUUCUGUCCCCCCCCCCCC